Rotaria sp. Silwood1 is the source of this 1776-nucleotide messenger RNA. NCBI's taxonomy places the organism in Eukaryota, Metazoa, Rotifera, Eurotatoria, Philodinida, Philodinidae. The record is from the annotation of a GenBank genome assembly.
AUGGCUGCUGUUUUAAAUAAUACACCAAUAUUAAAUUCGAUUCCAACAUCAACUCGUUUUACAGAUGAAUAUGAUCUUAAAGAAGAACUUGGCAAAGGUGCAUUUUCCAUUGUACGAAGAUGUAUUCAAAAAAGUACCGGCCAAGAAUUUGCUGCUAAAAUUAUUAAUACAAAAAAAUUAUCUACACGAGAUCAUCAAAAACUUGAACGAGAAGCUCGUAUAUGUCGACAAUUAAAACAUUCAAAUAUUGUUCGCCUUUAUGAAAGUAUUGCUGAAGAAGGUUUUCAUUAUCUUGUUUUUGAUCUAGUUACUGGUGGAGAACUAUUUGAAGAUAUUGUUGCUAGAGAAUUUUAUAGUGAAGCUGAUGCCAGUCAUUGUAUUCAACAAGUUCUUGAAGCUGUACGACAUUGUCAUGAAAGUAAUAUUGUACAUAGAGAUUUAAAACCAGAAAAUCUUUUACUUGCAAGUAAAACAAAAGGAGCAGCUGUCAAACUUGCUGAUUUUGGUCUUGCUAUUGAAGUAAAUGGUGAACAAACACAAUGGUAUGGUUUUGCUGGAACUCCUGGUUAUCUUAGUCCUGAAGUGCUCAAAAAAGAACCUUAUGGUAAACCAGUUGAUAUCUGGGCAUGUGGUGUAAUUCUUUACAUUCUUCUUGUUGGUUAUCCACCAUUUUGGGAUGAAGAUCAACAUAGAUUAUAUAAUCAAAUUAAAGCUGGAGCUUACGAUUAUCCAUCACCAGAAUGGGAUACAGUUACAACCGAAGCGAAACGUUUAAUUGAUUCAAUGCUUAAUAUCAAUCCGAGCCGACGUAUUAGUGCUACAGAUGCAUUAAAACACCCAUGGAUUUGUCAACGCGAACGAGUCGCUGGUACAAUUCAUCGACAAGAAACCGUUGAUUGUUUACGUAAAUUUAAUGCACGUCGAAAAUUAAAGGGAGCUAUUCUAUCGACAAUGUUUGUUAAUCGUACAUUAAUACCCAAUUCAGCUGCAUUUGCUAGUGCUUCUAGUGGAAGUACACAAACUCCAACUGAUGGAAAAAAAACAACAGUGGCAACAACAAGUGGUGGAACAUCACCGGUUACAAAUCUUGCUGUAUCGUCUGUUAUGUCAGCUUUCUCUAGUGGAGGUAAUCGUUCCCGAGCGACACCUCAAAGUGGUAAUAGUGGUAUUAAAGAAUCUGGCGAUAGUAAUAGUGCAACAAUUGACGAUGCAAAUGAUAGUGAACGGAUUGAUCGAUUAAGUGUAGAAAACAAGAAUUCAUCUCAAUCACCAAUAUCACCUAUCAUUAUUGAUUCACAAUCUAUAACAACAGUCGAUAUGAAUUCGGAAAUAACCAAAGUAACUGAACAAUUAUUACAAGCUAUUGCUAAUAGUGAUUAUGAAAUGUAUAAAUCAUUAUGUGAUUCGAAAAUUACAUGUUUCGAACCAGAAACGAUAGGCAAUCUUGUUGAAGGUCUUGAUUUUCAUAAAUUCUAUUUUGAUACAGGGCGAUUUGCUCGCUCCGAUACAGUCUUAUCAAGUAAAGCAACUAAACCAACAAUCAAUUGUACAAUGUUAACACCAGUUGUACAUCCAUUAGGAGAUGAAUCAGCUUGUAUAGCAUAUGUUCUUCUUCUUCAAUAUAUUGAUCGAAAUGGUCAACCACAAAGUGUACGAACAGAAGAAACACGUGUAUGGCAUAAAAAAGAUUCACGUUGGCAAUGUGUUCAUUUUCAUCGUUCGGGUAUGCCUAUUGCUACAGCUAUAAAAUCAUCAUUUCCUCCAGCAUCAAUGUAA